UAUCCUCUGCAACUCCCAGUCCCGAUGCCCGACGGUGCAGCACCGCCCAACGCCGCCCGACGGAGGAGCGCCUCCCAAGAAGGUCGUGCGGCUGUGGCGAUCCCUUCCCAACCCGACGCACUCUAGCCCGGUCGCCCAGCUGCACCCUGGUGGACGGUGGUGGAAGAGACCUCGCUGGCGGAGGACGCCGGCCGUGAGCUUGUGAUUAAAGCGAUGGCAGCCGCGGGUAGCCGGGAACAACGACGAUGGGAGACGAGAUGGAUGAGAUAUGGAGCUUUCGGAGGGGCGAUGGAGAUCGACGGGAUCCAAGUCACAGUAGGAUUAAUUUGCUUGAUUUGCUUCUUUUCUCUGAGUCGUGCUCUACCUGCUACUUGCUCGUGGGAUCAUCAUAUUGCUGUCGACCUGUCGUUCAUCCGAGCUGCUUUGAUUCGAUCUGAGUUGAUUUGAUUCAUCGAUCUUUUACGAGUACUAUUUUUGUGAUUAUUUUUUUCUGCCGUUCAAACCACAGUUAGUGUUACGGUUAGUUCGGUUUAUGACCGAGACCGAACCGAACAAACCGAAGACCGAAUCGCUCGGUCCUGAGUUUUCUUGAAGACCGAGUGAUUCUAAAAACCGAAUUUUUUAAAAGACCGAAAAACCGAACCGAUUUUUUCGGUUAGACGGAAUGCCCACCCCUGCACCUGUCAGCGGCUCUACUUUUCGCCUUCGCGGUCAAGAGUUUCGCUCACGCCGAUCGCGCGCGGCGAGCCACCGCCGCCUCCGGCAACAAACUCGCCGCACACCUGCCACUCCGCCGAGAUCUCACGCCGCCCUCUUGCCGGGCCGGCGGAUAAAUCGCCGCCCGCUUGCCCAAGGGGGCACGUCGAGCUGUCCCCCACGAGCCUGAGGGGCAAGCUGUCCAUGGUGGACCUGCUCGACUUCGGGAGCGGCGCCGGGGCGCUGGCGGUGAGGGUCGACACCAUGUUCGUCGCCGGCUUCGCCAACCGGAGCGGCCACUGGCACGCCCUGCGCGGCAGCGACCACCUGUUCCACCGCGGCGACCACCACCACCAGCGAGCACGGCCCCUGCUGCUCCGGCCGAUCGCGCGGGCCGUGCUGGAGGCCAGCCGGAUGGGGAGGGCGCCCGCCGGGGAGCAGGCCCGGAUCGCCGACGAGCACCUGCCGUACAUCGAGCACUGGGACGCCAUGUGGCACGAGCUCGGGAGGUGGAGGCGGCGCGGCGAGUGGGGCGGGCCGUUCACCGGCGUGCUGAGGGAGCGCGCCAACAUCGGCAGCGCGGAGGAGGCGCUCGCCGUCGUCGGCUGGACGUUCCGGCAGUCGGCAAAAGCUGCUCGGCGACGGCUCGGCGGCGGCGAUGUGCCGCACUGAGUCUACUGACCUCUAUGAUAAACUGUUAAAGUUAGUUGUAGAGUAGUAGUAAUAACGUUUCCAUUAGCGACAAGUUCUCGUUCAUUUGUGUAUGUGUGUGAGUCCACAAUUUCCAGCAGCAGAUUAGCUUGCGCCUGUGUUCGAUUGUUGGGGUUGGAAACCAUCCCCUCUGCACGAAAAACGGAACCGUUUAUUA
Molecule: messenger RNA, 1564 nt
Organism: Oryza sativa Japonica Group (Japanese rice)
Lineage: Eukaryota; Viridiplantae; Streptophyta; Magnoliopsida; Poales; Poaceae
Biological process (GO): negative regulation of translation
Molecular function (GO): rRNA N-glycosylase activity
Source: RefSeq, a predicted model, not a curated record